CACAUUCUUUGUCUCUCAUCUCCCCUUCUUUCUCUCUCUACUUUCAAAACUUCCUUUCUCUCUCCUCUUUUUUCCGGCCACCUUCCACCACCCCUUUCAACCCAAUUCUAGGCCCACUCUAAGGCCCGCUUUUUGGCCCACCUCCCUCUUUUUUCUCUCUCCUCUUUAUUAUUAUUAUUAUUAGAAAAUUACCAUUUUGUCCUCGAAGUAUCCAAUUAAAAUUCCCACUUGUUUGAUGUAGCUAUCUUCCUCAAAAAAAAAAAAAAGAAUUUAAAAUUUGUGGGAAAGUGGUGUGAAUUUACUUUUAUACCCCUAGAAAGAAAAAAAAAAACGGACGGUGAGGAUGAAUCACACAAAUCGCAGCGUUAUAACAGCCACACGAAAGCGCAAAGAUAGAGGAGAGAUAGAAAACUCGUCGUUUUACACACACAAGGGUAGUUUUGGAAAUUCUCAUAAAUCAUUAUUAUCCAGUAAUAAUAAUAAUAACAACAACAACAAUACUAUUACGACGUCGUCUUCUUCAGUUUCAUCUAACCGGCUUUUAGCCGGCUACAUGGCUCAUGAGUUUAUAACAAAGGGCACUUUAUUUGGGCAGAAAUUCGACCCGGCUCGAGCCGAAGCUAUUCCAGUCUCAGCCGCCGAGCCGAAAAGAAAACCGCCGGUUCAAGUUGAAUCAGGGUUAAAAUCUAACCGUAGUUAUGCUGAGGUGGCACAACUUUUAAAGGGUGAUGGGACCCACAUCCCUGGAAUUGUCAACCCUACGCAACUCGCUCGUUGGAUCCAGAUGUGACCCGUUUACCCGAAUCCACAUUCGUCUGUCACUCUCUUUAUGGUCACAGCCAGGUCACGGUAUAAAACCUCCCACACCCUUUUUUUUUUUUAUAAAAAAACCUCAACACUAGCAUAGUACGGACGAUUCGCCGGAAAAAUGACGUGGCUGAUUUUUAUUUAAAAAAUAUCUGUUGUUUUGUUAAUGUUAAAGUAUUUAUAUAUAUGUUAGUAUAUAUAUAUAAUGCAAAAAUGAUUGUAUUAUGUAUUAGUAGUAGUUAGUAGUAUGUUACUAUAUGUUGAUGGUAUUACAUUUGAAGUUUGUUUUAA
This is a messenger RNA of Beta vulgaris subsp. vulgaris (sugar beet), 1098 nucleotides long. RefSeq lists its product as hypothetical. The record is from RefSeq and is a predicted model, not a curated record. Bases 344 to 790 code for a protein of 148 amino acids. Lineage: Eukaryota; Viridiplantae; Streptophyta; Magnoliopsida; Caryophyllales; Amaranthaceae. The transcript has a single exon.